Molecule: messenger RNA, 3861 nt
Organism: Dermatophagoides farinae (American house dust mite)
Lineage: Eukaryota; Metazoa; Arthropoda; Arachnida; Sarcoptiformes; Pyroglyphidae
Gene: SMC2
Product: structural maintenance of chromosomes 2
Biological process (GO): chromosome organization
Cellular component (GO): chromosome
Molecular function (GO): protein binding; ATP hydrolysis activity; ATP binding
Source: RefSeq, a predicted model, not a curated record
CUGUCAUUUUUUUUUCGUUCGUUCAUUUGUUUUUCAUUAAAUUUCAUCAUCAUCAUCAAAUCAUCAUCAUGUUUAUUAAAAAACUUAUCCUUGACGGCUUCAAAUCAUAUGGAAAACGUGUUGAAAUCACCGAUUUUGAUCCAUCAUUCAAUGCCAUCACUGGUUUUAAUGGUAGUGGAAAAUCGAAUAUUCUCGAUGCAAUUUGUUUCGUACUUGGUCUAUCCAAAUUAGAACUUGCACGUUGUCAUACGUUGAAUGAUUUAAUUUAUAAAAAUGGACAUGCCGGUGUUACAACGGCAUCGGUUACAAUGGAAAUUGAUAAUACAGAUGGUAAAUUUUCACAUAGUGAUUAUAGUAAUUCACCAGUGAUUGUUGUUCGUCGUGAGAUCAAUAUGAAAAAUCAAUCCAAAUAUUAUAUUGAUGGAUUCUGUGUGACCAAAGAAAAAUUGAUGGAUUUUUUUCAAUUAGUAUCAUUGAAUAUUCAAAAUCCACAUUUUCUAAUUAUGCAAGGUAAAAUUGUUAAAGUCGUAUCGAUGAAACCAACCGAGAUAUUAUCAAUGAUUGAAGAAGCUGUCGGUGUCAGUGUUUAUGAGAACAAAAAGAAACAGAAUUUGAUCAGAAUUGAAAAAUGUGAUAAAUCAUUGAAUGAAAUUGGCUAUUUAAUUGAUGAAUCCAUUCGGCCAAAAUUGAAUCGAAUUUGUGAAGAACAAAAAGCACUACGAGAAUAUCAUACAAUCAAAGCCAGAUAUGAUCAAAUGUUUAAAAUUUCAAUUGCACAUCGAUAUUUGAAAGAUAAACAUAUUGUCGAUAUGGCCGAUACAAAUGUUGAAUCACAUAGAGCAUCUAUACAGGCAAAAGAAGAUGAAAAAUUUCGUCUUAUUUCGGAUUCAGAAACAUUGGCCAAACAAAUUGAAACAUUACAAAAACGAUUAGAUGCCAGUAUGGGUGGUGAUCUUCGGCAAUUUGAAACCAAUGUAAAUCAAAAGCAAAAUAUUCUCCAACAGAUGAAUAUGAAACAAAAAUUGAAACAAGAUCAACUUGACGAAGAACAAAAUGAAUUGACAACAGUACAGAAAAAAUUAAACAAAGAAACGAAAAUAUUGACUAAUAAACAGAAUGAAUUUGAUGAAUUGAAAAAAACAUUGGAACAAUUGAAAAAUGAACAUGAAACAAAUGAAAAAUUAUUCAAUAAAGCUCAAGAAGAUUUAGAGGCCAUAAAUUUUGGCAAAUCCAAAGGCAUUCAAGGUGAAAAAGCGGCAACAUUAACACAUCAAUUAAUGACCACUAAAGAUACAUUGGCCGAUGUUGAAUCACGGAUCAAUAAAUGCAAAUUGAUUAUUGAACAUACAACAAAAGAAUUGACAACGAAAAAUAAACAAAUAAAAUCCGAUAAAGAUGUUUAUGAUGGUAUCAUACAUGAUAUUGAAAAACGACGUAAAGAAAUGGAACAAUUGCAACAAGAAAUGAAUGUAAUUGAUUUUAGUGAAGAAAAUUUUGAAGAAAUGAAACAAAUUAAUUCACGUUUGAAAAAUGAUAUAUUAUUAUUGCAGGAUAAAAUUAAUCAUUUACGUCCAUCAGUACCUUUUUCAAAAUUUAAAUGUCCAGAUUCAUUGGAUAUUGAUGAAGAAUCAAUAUAUGGUGUUGUUUGUGAUUUAUUCACUAUUAAUCAUCCAGAACAACAUUCUGUUGCCAUUGAAAAAGUAUGUGGUGGCCGUCUUUUCAAUGUUAUUGUAUCCAGUGAUGAAGUGGGUGCUAAAUUGAUCAAGAAAAAUCUUAAAGAACGACGUACAUUUUUACCAUUGAAUAAAAUCACUGGAAGAGAUACCGAUAUUCGUGCAUUACGAUUGGCUGAACAAUUAGUUGGCCGUGGUAAUGUUCAUUAUGCUAUCAAUUUGGUUUCAUUUGAUAAUGAAUUGAAAAAUGCAAUGAAAUAUGUAUUCGGUGAUACGAUGCUAUGUCCAAAUAUGAAUAUGGCUAAAAAAAUUGCCUUUGCCAACGGUAUCAUGAAACGUGUUGUAACAUAUGAUGGUGAAAUAUUCGAUCCAACCGGUACAUUGACUGGUGGUGCAUUGAAGAAUAGCCAAUCAUCAUUGGAGAUUAUUGGUGAAAUUAAAUCCAUUGAAGAAGAAUUACAUUUGCAUCGUAUUCGUAAACAACAGGCUGAAGAUGAAUUGAAACAUCUGGAUCGUAAUGCAAAACAAUUUGAAGAUAAAAAAUCAAAAUUAUUAUUAAAACAACAAGAAAUUGAUGGAUUAAAUCUACGUUUACAAGAAUCAUGUCAUUAUGUUACAAUGAAAGAUAUUGAAGAUAUGAAACAACGAAUAAAUGAUGAACAAAAUUCGUUGAAACAAUUGGCCAAUGAAAAAUCAGCCAUCAAUGAUCGUAUUAAAGAAAUUGAAUAUAAAAUUCAAAAUUCUGAAUCAACAAAAAAACAGGAACUAAAAGAAGCAAAAAAUUAUCUAUCAUCAAUACAAAAACAAUGUGAAACAACUGGUAAACAAUUGCAAAAUGAUGAAAAACAAUUUGUUUGCCUGGAACAAGAACUACUACAUCAUCGUGAAUGUGUUGAUGUGUUGGAUAAACAGAUUGAAAAAAUUCAUUCAGAUAUUGAACAAAUCAAAAAAGAAUUGCUCACCAUACAGAAUGAAAUUGAUAAUUGUCAAAUGGAAAUGAAAUGUGCGCAAGAAAAAUAUGAUGAAUAUAAACAACAAUUGAAUGAAAAAUCAAAAGAAAUACAAAAACUACAAAAACAAUCCGAUAUGAUACGUAAUCUUGUUGAUGAAAUUGGCCGUGAAAUUAAAUUGAAAACAUAUGAAAUGGAAAAAAUUGAAACAUCCAUACAUGAAGCACAGGAACGUUUACGAUCAAUGUUGCAUAAAUAUCAAUGGAUUAAAGAUGAAGCAAAAGAUUUUCAUUCCGAUCAAAAUGAAUAUCGUAUAUUGAAUCAGAUGGAUUUUGAUGAAAAUGUUUUUUUCGUUAAAUUAAAAUCAUUAAAAUUGCAACAAGAAUCAUUGGGAAAAUCUGUGAACAUGAAAGCCAAUAUAAUGCAUGGACAAAUGCAAAAAGAAUUUGAAGAACUAUUACAUAAACGUGAUGUAACAUUGAAAGAUAGAAAAAAAUUAAUACAAUAUAUGGAAAAGGUGGAGAAAGAAAAAGAUAAAGAAUUACGAAAAGCGUGGAAAAAAAUUAAUGAAAAUUUUGGCGCUAUUUUUGGCACAUUAUUACCAAAUGCUAAUGCAAGAUUGGCACCAGUAUCGUCACGUAUAAAAGAUGGUCUAGAAAUUAAAGUUGCAUUCGGUGAUGUAUGGAAAGAAUCAUUAUCUGAAUUGAGUGGUGGCCAACGAUCAUUGGUGGCAUUAUCAUUAGUAUUAUCAUUGUUAAAAUAUUAUCCAGCACCAUUAUAUAUUUUGGAUGAAAUUGAUGCAGCAUUGGAUCAAAGUCAUACACAAAAUAUUGGAUUAAUGAUUCGUAGACAUUUUAAAAAUGCACAGUUUAUCAUUGUAUCAUUAAAGGAUGAUAUGUUUAACAAUGCAAACGUUUUGUUUCAAACAAAAUUUAUCGAUGGAUUUUCAACUGUUGACCGGAUUAAAUUAUGAAAAUUUUCGUUUUAUUUUCUGAUAUGAAUCAUCAUCAUCAUCAUCGUAAUCAUCGACGAAAAUUGUUUUUUUUUUAUCUCUCCCAUCAUAUCACAUCUCUUUUUUUUCAAAAUCAAAAUCACAUUUUUUUCAUGAUACACAAACACGCACCUAUACAUAUACACCACCCCCAUCUCUCUUUAAAUUAUAUUCAUAGACAUCAUCCAUGUUUUUUUUACAACAACAAAACAAAAAUUGAAAUGAGGAAAUUUCAAUAAAUUUGAUU